AUGAAAUACACAAGUUACAUCUUAGCUUUACAGCUUUGUGUGAUCUUUUCUAGCUGCUAUGGCCAGUCCACAAUUUUCAACGAAACAGAAAAACUGAAGAGAUAUUUUAAUGCAACCAGUUCAGAUGUAGGGAAUGGUGGACUUCUUUUCUUAGACAUUUUAACGAAUUGGAAAGGGGAGAGUGACAUAAAAAUAAUUCAGAGCCAGAUUGUCUCCUUCUACUUCAAACUCUUUGAAAACAUUGAAGAUAACAAUACCAUUCAAAAUAGCCUGAAUAUUAUCAAGGAAGAGCUGCGUGUUAAAGUCUUCAACAGCAGCAACAGCAAAAUGGAAGACUUCAAGAAGCUAAUUCAAAUUCCAGUAAAUGAUCAGAAGGUCCAGCGCAAAGCCAUAAGUGAACUCUUCAAUGUGAUCACUGAGCUGUCAAAAUCUAACACAAAGAUGCGGAAAAGGCGUCAGAAUCUGUUUCGUGGCUGGAAAGCAUAG
Pipistrellus nathusii (Nathusius's pipistrelle) is the source of this 486-nucleotide messenger RNA. NCBI's taxonomy places the organism in Eukaryota, Metazoa, Chordata, Mammalia, Chiroptera, Vespertilionidae. The record is from the annotation of a GenBank genome assembly.